This is a messenger RNA of Amphibalanus amphitrite, 3300 nucleotides long. RefSeq names its product DNA fragmentation factor subunit beta-like. Gene Ontology annotation, cellular component: cytoplasm; nucleus. Gene Ontology annotation, biological process: apoptotic process; apoptotic DNA fragmentation. Gene Ontology annotation, molecular function: DNA endonuclease activity. Lineage: Eukaryota; Metazoa; Arthropoda; Thecostraca; Balanomorpha; Balanidae. Bases 123 to 1151 code for a protein of 342 amino acids. The transcript has 6 exons. The record is from RefSeq and is a predicted model, not a curated record.
UAGAACGCCGUCCUUCCUGUUUUGGUUCGGUGUUUGUGAUCUUUACAAUACUUUGGGGCGGUCAUUGUUCGUAUUUAUUGUAUGUCAAUUCAUUUCCAAAUUCAUUCACUGCAACUGUAGAGAUGGAGACUAUAGAUGGAUUGGGGAUGUCCAAGACUCGAGAAAUAGACUCCCAGAAAAGCCUGAAAGGUCUGAAGGUAAUUCUGUUUGGAGACAAGAAAGUAUUGCCAAUGGGCAUCGCAGCGAGAUCGCUAGGCGAUCUGAUCAACAAGGCCUGCGCCAGGUUCAAGAUCAGUAGGAAGGGUGUGAAGAUAUGCCUUCCAGAUGGCACCCAGGUAGAUACUGACGACUAUUUUGACACACUCGAGAAGCAAAGCAUGGUCAUCCUGCUCCGGCCUGGAGAUUCCCUACACCAAGCUCCAGUGGUGCGGCUGGUGGAGAAGCUGCUAGCCCUCUCCUCCACUCAGCAGCUGCGUGAAGAGCUGCUGGAGGUGCUGCGGGGGCCGGACGGUCCGCUGCGGGCUGACCCGCCCAGGCCCGGCCGGCCGGACCAGAGUCGGCACAGUCAGCGCGCUGAUGACCCCGCCUGGUUCGAGGGUCUGGACACAGGCGCGACCACCAAGGAGGAGUACAUGCGGCGGCGCUGUGAGUCGCGCGUGCGCACCUACUUCUACAAGUCGCGUGACCAGGUGCGCGGAGACCGCUCUGCGCCGCUGGCCGUGCUGGAGCCGCUGCUGGACGAGAUGAUGCGACAGCUGAAGCAGGACCGCUUCAACGGCCACUACUUCGACCGCUCCUCGCUGCUGAAGAGUGGUCGACUGUGUGACGAUGAGGGGGAGUUUGAGUGUCAGGGCCUGUUCUCCAAGAGCCAGUGUGGCUAUGAUGAGCACCGGAUUAAUCCGUACAGAAGCCGGGAGGAUCGGAUCGUGUUCUCCACAUGGAACCUCGACCACAGAAUCGAGCGCUCUCGGACCAUCCUGCCCGACAUGGUGAAGGCCGCGCGGGGGGCCGGCCGGCGCCGGGUCAACUGGCGCUACUUCUACCGACUGCUCUUUACCACCGACAACCUGCGGCUGGUGCACAUCGUCUGCCACGACAAGGGCUCCCACGACCGGUACCAGUGCGACCAGAGCCAAGUGUAUGUACGCUGACACCCCUGCGACUGCUGCGCCAACAUUGGCACUUCCCACCAGCUAGUCUCUGGUGUCUCCGCAUUUAUUAGUGAUAGAUUUUCACUUUGGAUCGAGGUCGGGGUUGAUUCUAGAGGAUGCUUUCAAUGAAGUGCCUAUUGAUUAUGGCAGGGGAGGGAGUGAUCAUUUAUUGUGAUAUCUUAAUGUGGCUUUCAGCUUCAGUAGUGUAGUACGCUUUCGCAUUUAGAAGUAGUUACGCAUGGCCGGGAUGGUAUCCACGAGUCUGCGUCGUUUUUCGCCUCGUAGUGGUUCGGGUGGCUUAAAGGCAUAAAGCCAUCCGACUGCCGCAUAGGAUAAUGGACAUAGGAAUGGUCACAUGGAAACGGUUGUCAUUUGUGACGCCUUGGGUCUCCGUUACAAAACAUUCCCUGUGUGAUAGAGAAAAUCCACGAUCCUUUUAAUUCAGAUGCUUCCAAAUCCUUGGACUAAUGACGUUAUAUAUGGUAUGCCGUCAUAGGAUCUUAAAAACAUGUUAGUUUUAUUAUUUAACGCAUUUCUAGGAAAAAUAGUCGUUUCUGGGCUAUCUUGAGUCGACCUCCUGAUUUCCUUUCGCAUAAUUUCCCAGAAAACAAGACUCCUUUGCUUUUUGCGAAAGCAUGUCCAAGUUCGCAAAAAUUCAAACAGUAAACACUCAAGCGCCGGAAGCGCCGAUAGUCCCCCCGCCCCCCCCCCCAAAAAAAACACACAAAGAAGACCACAAAUUGUUCUCGUCGGCCCUGCCCCUCGCAGGCCGCCUCGCACCCCGGUGCUGAAAGGCCACGUAUGGGUUAGCUCGGAUGAAAUUUACAUUCCUUCAACGGGAACCGCUCCGCCUUGGCAGAUGACGUCACAAUGCGCUGAACACGUUGAAGGACCAGGACGUCCUGAUGACUGGAUAUGAUUUUUCUGUGGAUUUUUUUUUUGCCGAAAUAUGCCAUUUUAUGUUUGAAAUUAUGGGAAAAUAUGUUGCCAAAUCCUCAAAAUAUGUUAAUUGGAGCACACAUCAAUCUGCGUAAUCCGGCUGUUUUAUGCGACUUGAAACUUCCUUUUUCCCUGACAAUUGCUCACGCAUCAUUCUGGAUAGGCCGAUCGUAUAAAGAACGGCUUGGAGACCAUAAUAUGCGAUAUAUUUUCUUUGUGAAGCGUCGUCUUUUAUCCGGUAUCGCGGUAUAGGAAAAACGACCUCUCGAUGUCAACACUAUUGACCGGCGGGUAUCUGAAGCAGGCCAUGCCAGCUUUCACACCUCAAUGUUUCGCAUGUCCGUUAGCCUCGGCACGACGGCUUCAGCACGUCAUGUCCCGUCUCGGUACGUCACAUUCUAUUUCCGUGCAAUCGAGAAUGACCCUGGUGCCCUGAAAUUUCGAAAAAUACUCAGGGGUCGAAGUUUGAUUCUUCCUCACGGGUUGCAUUCCGCCACAAUGCAACGCACCCAGGAUUAGGUGCACUACAGACACCAUUCAUAGUGCGGAAUGCAGUAGCGAGUAGCGACACAUGUCUCUGAGACACCAAACCUCACCGCCAGAUCUAAGUUCAUCGGGUUGUGACGCAGCUUAUACAACAUCAGCAAGAGCUGAUCUUCCAGCUUCAGAUUCUCUACCUUCCACCCAGACACAUACUGGAUGUCUGCCUUUUCCAAACACUUAACCAGUAAUUGAAAAGCUUCAGUAGGAACACCUGUGUAGAAUACCACCAGGGUCGGAGUUCCCUCGAUCUGAGCAAAAAUAAAUGUUAUCGACUCGUAAUCAAGGCUAGCCCUAUCAACUUCUUCCAAGUAACUCGGUGGUGGUAACCUCGAUGGUAACCUCUUUGAGUCGCCCACGGGCGAAACGGUCGUCGAUUAUUAUUCUAAAACUGACAACAAAUGUUUAUUGAAAUGAAAAUUAGACUGAACUUAGAUAAUUUAGUUGUUGCAAGCACGCAGAAUAUGAGACCUCCGUCGCACCUUGUCCACGGCUCAACAGCAGGAUGAUUGUGGUAUUCACUUGCCCCAGGCUCAAUAUGAAGAAUACCGCCGUGGGCCCGCGGCGUAGCGGCGGCUUUCCAAUGUAGCGCUCGAUCGUGGCGUCGAUCACGUUGACUCCGCCUAUUGUUGCGUUGUACAGGGUGGGGCAAAAAGAUUUACCUGUUUGU